AUGGAGAUUUCGUCAAAUCAAACUGUGUUUUGCUCGAAUCAAGCUCAGUUUUCCUCAAAUCAAGCUAAUUUUCGCGAAGUUGCUGACAUUCAAUCAUCAUCAGGCAAUUCUGUUUAUAUUGAUGUUGUUGAUAAUGUUUGUGAUACUACUGUUCAUGAUUUUGUUGAGGAUUGCUUAGAAGGUUUUGAUGAGUCAAUUAGUAGAAGCUCUAAAGUGUGGAAUCCUAAAGUUUCUGAUGACAAACUUAAACCAUAUCCUGGUCAACUGUUUAAAGACAUUGAGUCGGCUUUUAAGUUCUAUACUGAUUAUGGCAGAGAUGGUGGAUUUGAGGUUCGUAAAUCAACACAAAAAGUCAGGAAUGGUAUUAUAGUUACCAAGUACAUAAUUUGUUCUAAAGGAGGGCAUCACGAUACAUCCAUGACAAAGGAUGUUGAUGUUAAUUCAGAAUCAUCUCAUGCAUCAAAUAGUGUUCAACUGCAAGUCAAGAGGAGGAAGACGGUGACAAAGAGAUGUGACUGUCGAGCAAAAAUUAUUCUCAAGUACAAUGGUUUCAAUGCGUAUGUUAUUUCGUCAUUUAUCGAAGGUCACAACCAUCGUCUAGCAUCGCCAUCAGGAAAAGAAUUUCUACUUUGUAAUCGAUCUAUGACUUCAUUUCAGCGCCGAUUUGUUCUAGAUGCUGCGAAAUCAAACAUAGGCUCGUAUAGAGCUCACAAUUUGUUCAAGUCGAUAUCAGGAUCCUACUCUGAAGUUGGGGCAACCGCUGUUGAUUUUCAAAACUGGAUGAGAGAUAUAAAAUUAUAUAUUGGCAAACAUGAUUCUGAUAUGCUGAUACAGAAGUAUGGAAUGGUAUUCGUGCCUUUUAUUGGAGUAGAUAAUCAUUGGAAGAGUGUUACUUUUGCUUCUGCAUUACUAAAUCAUGAGAAUGCAACAAAUUUCACGUGGGCUUGUGAGAUGUUUCUUCAAGCAUUUGGCCGUCCACCAAAAUGUAUAAUAACUGAUCAGUGUCUUGGGAUGAAAGUUGCAAUUGCUAAUACAUUCCCACAUUCUAUUCAUCGUUAUUGUAUGUGGCAUAUAAUGCAAAAGUUCCCUGCCAAGGUUGGUCCUGUGUUCUGUGCAGAAACGGGAUUUAUGGAAAAACUCAAUAAGUUUGUUUGGUCCUCACAUUUGACUGUUCCUGAGUUUGAAAAAGGUUGGGAUGAUGUGCUUAAGGAAUUUGGAUUAAGCGAACAUGUCUGGUUGAAAGAGAUAUAUGCAAUGAGGGAAUCAUGGAUUCCUGCUUUCUUUGCGGACAAGCCAAUGGGAGCCUUAUUGAGAACAACCUCAAGGUCAGAGAGCAGUAAUUUCUACUUUAAUCAUUUCGUCCAAAAAGGGGAUACUCUUUCAGAGUUCUACUUGUGUUAUGAGAGUGCUAUUGACAAACAAAUUCAUGACCAAAACAAAUUGAACACCACUGACAAGAAUUGUAUUCCACAAUCUAUUACUGAGAAGGCUAUUGAAAAGCAUGCAGCUUGCCUUUAUACUCGAAGUAUGUUUUAUAAGGUUCAAAAACAAAUAAAAGCCAGUUGCUUUCAUAUCAGUCUUGGUGGGCAACCAAUUGUUACUGAUGGCGUGAAUAAAUAUUUACUUUGUGAUAAGAGCUUGAAUGGUAAGUUGUUUGAGGUUGAAUUUUGUUUGUCAACAUAUGAUAUUAGCUGUUCCUGCAAGCUGUUUACCAGAGUAGGCUAUCUGUGUCGUCAUUGUUUCUAUUGUUUGAGUUUGUGGGGUGUUGAUAAAAUCCCACAUCAGUUCAUAUGUAAGCGUUGGAUGAGGAAUGCAGAGAGAUUUUGCAAAUUGAAGUUUACUGAUGAAAGCGAAUGUGCUACUGAUGGUCAUAUCAGUAGAGAAAUUGCAAUGAGGAUAUGGACAGAGUAUCGAGCUUGUGUUGAUAAUGUUUGCAAUAACCAGAAAGGUUUAGAGUAUUUGUUGGAUGAGAUGAAGUGCUUGAGGAUUAGAGUUGAAGAGAAAUUUGAUAAACGUCCGACAACAAAAGAUGAUAUGCUGGAAGAGAUUUUUGGUGUGAGGCCUUCAGGUUCAAGUAAUGUACUUCCAUCACUGCCAAGUAACAACAAAGGAUGUCGUAAAAGAAUUGUUGGUGCUGCAGAGUUAAGUCGUGAUGGGAAGAAAAGACCAACCAGGACAUGUAAAUUUUGUCAUACUCUUGGGUAUCAUGAUUCAUGCAACUGUCCGAAGAAACUCCUUGUUAAUCAGCAGAUUCCAACUAUUCCUAAUAUACAAAUAUCUCUUAGUCCUAGCUUUUACUCUCAAAAUAUGACUAGUUAG
Messenger RNA from Daucus carota subsp. sativus, 2319 nucleotides. RefSeq names its product protein FAR1-RELATED SEQUENCE 5-like. Gene Ontology annotation, molecular function: transposase activity; DNA binding; zinc ion binding. NCBI's taxonomy places the organism in Eukaryota, Viridiplantae, Streptophyta, Magnoliopsida, Apiales, Apiaceae. Bases 1 to 2319 code for a protein of 772 amino acids. The transcript has 4 exons. The record is from RefSeq and is a predicted model, not a curated record. Gene Ontology annotation, biological process: DNA transposition; regulation of DNA-templated transcription.